AUGGCGGCGGCGGCCGAGCGGAGCCGCCUCAGCUUCCCCGGCGGCACCGGGGCCCUGGGGCGGCCCGUGCCUAUGAACCUCUUCGCCACCUGGGAGAUCGACGGCUCCAGCCCCAGCUGCGUCCCCAGGUUGUGCAGCUUGACAUUAAAGAAACUGGUAGUCUUAAAGGAAUUGGAUAAGGAGCUUAUUUCUGGGGUCAUUGCUGUCAAAAUGCAGGGCUCCAAGCGCAUCCUGCGCUCUCAUGAGAUCGUGUUGCCCCCGAGUGGACACGUGGAGACGGAGCUUGCACUGACCUUCUCACUGCAGUACCCUCACUUCUUAAAGAGAGAAGGCAACAAGCUUCAGAUCAUGCUGCAGCGGCGCAAGCGGUACAAGAACCGAACCAUUUUGGGCUACAAGACUCUGGCUGUGGGAUGCAUCAACAUGGCUGAGGUCAUGCAGCACCCUACAGAAGGUGGCCAGGUUCUGAGCCUUUUCAGCAACAUCAAAGAGGCUCCAGUGAAGGUGGCAGAAAUCUGGAUCUUCUCCUUGUCAAGUCAGCCAAUCGACCAUGAAGACAGCACUAUGCAGGCCAGCCAGAAAAUCAAGUCUACAGACAACUAUUCCGAGGAAGAGUACGAGAGCUUCUCUUCUGAGCAGGAGGCCAGUGAUGAUGCCGUACAGGGCCAGGAUUUGGAUGAUGAUGAGUACGAGAUGGGGAAGCCCAAGAAGCAGCGGAGAUCGAUAGUAAGAACGACGUCCAUAACCAGGCAACAAAACUUCAAACAGAAGGUUGUGGCAUUGCUGAAGAGGUUUAAAGUGUCUGAUGAGGUUCUGGAUUCAGAGCAGGACCCAGCAGAGCACGUUCCAGAGGUGGAGGAGGAUUUGGACCUUCUGUAUGACACGCUGGACAUAGAGAAUCCCAGUGACAGUGGACCAGAAAUGGAGGAUGAUGACAGUGUCUUGAGUACUCCAAAGCCAAAGUUAAAACCUUACUUUGAAGGACUGUCACACUCCAGCUCUCAGACAGAAAUUGGUAGCAUCCACAGCAUCAGGAGCCAGAGAGAGCCACCAAGUCCUCAGGUAGAAGUGCCUGAAAAGACAAAGAGUCUUGGAACCAAACAUGCAGGCGACAGUGUUUCUGACACUGUCCCUUAUGAGUCUAACCAGCAAGCUGAGGUCCAAGAGGCUGAACUCCCUACUCCAGAUGUGUUUGUGGAGAAGCUCCCACCCAGCGGGAAGAUCACGAAGACAGAGUCCCUCAUCAUCCCAUCCACCAGGUCUGAAGGGAAGCAGACGGGGCGCCGGGGGAGAAGCACAUCCCUGAAGGAGCGGCAGGCAGUGAGGCCUCAGAACGAGCGAGCCAACAGCCUGGACAACGAGCGCUCCCCGGACACCAGGCACCACCUGCAGAUCCCCAGGAAAACAGUGUAUGAUCAGCUAAAUCACAUCCUGGUUUCUGACGACCAGCUGCCAGAAAACAUUAUUCUUGUCAAUACAUCUGACUGGCAAGGCCAGUACCUUUCAGAUGUCUUGCAAAAGCACACCUUGCCAGUGGUCUGCACAUGUUCCUCUGCUGAUAUUCAGGCAGCUUUCAGCACAAUUGUCUCCAGGAUACAGAGAUACUGUAACUGCAAUUCACAGCCUCCAAACCCAAUUAAAAUUGCAGUGGCAGGAGCCCAGAAUUACCUCAGUGCUGUGUUGAGGCUCUUUGUAGAGCAGCUGUCUCACAAAACUCCUGACUGGCUCGGCUACAUGAAAUUUCUGAUCAUCCCUCUAGGCUCUCAUCCAGUGGCCAAAUAUCUGGGCUCUGUAGAUUAUAGAUACAACAACUUCUUCCAAGACCUAGCCUGGAGAGAUCUGUUCAACAAACUUGAAGCACAGACCACUGUUUCAGAGGCACCUGACGUCGUGUCCCGGAUAACGCAGUACAUAGCAGGGGCAAACUGUGCUCACCAGCUGCCCAUUGCUGAAGCCAUGCUGACCUACAAACAGAAGAGGAAAAAGAGCUUUCAUUUUGAUUUUACCAUAAGCCCCGAUGAAGAAUCUUCGCAGAAGUUCAUUCCUUUUGUCGGGGUGGUGAAGGUUGGAAUAGUGGAACAAUCUUCUGCAACAUCAGGUGACUCUGAUGACGCAGCUCCCUCCAGCUCCGUUGUCCUUUCUUCCACCCCGCCUUCUGUGUCUCCUGCUGUGAAAGAAGCAUCCCCUACACCCCCUUCCUCACCAUCUGUUACAGGCAGCUUCUCCUCCCCAAGCCAGGGCCUCGGUGCUGAGUUGAUGGGCCUGCAGGUGGAUUACUGGAUUGCAGCUCCACCUGUGGACAAGAAGAGAGACCCGGAGAAGAAGGACCCCUCCACUACCAAAAACACACUGAAAUGCACUUUCCGGUCCCUGCAGGUCAGCAGGUUACCUGCUAGCGGCGAGAUCGCCACCACGCCAACCAUGUCCAUGACUGUCGUGACUAAAGAAAAGAACAAAAAAGUGAUGUUUUUGCCCAAGAAAACAAAGGACAAGGAGGUUGAGUCAAAGAGCCAGUGUAUUGAAGGAAUCAGCAGGUUGAUUUGCACAGCAAAACAUCAGCAGAACAUGCUGCGUGUCCUGAUUGAUGGGGUGGAGUGGAAUGACGUCAAGUUCUUUCAGCUGGCAGCACAGUGGUCCUCUCAUGUCAAGCACUUUCCCAUCUGCAUCUUUGGACACUCCAAAUCUAACUUCUAG
Cinclus cinclus is the source of this 2694-nucleotide messenger RNA. RefSeq names its product phosphofurin acidic cluster sorting protein 2 (gene PACS2). The transcript has 25 exons. Lineage: Eukaryota; Metazoa; Chordata; Aves; Passeriformes; Cinclidae. Gene Ontology annotation, biological process: protein localization to plasma membrane. The record is from RefSeq and is a predicted model, not a curated record. Gene Ontology annotation, molecular function: transmembrane transporter binding. The coding region runs from base 1 to 2694 and encodes 897 amino acids.